Aegilops tauschii subsp. strangulata is the source of this 549-nucleotide messenger RNA. The record is from RefSeq and is a predicted model, not a curated record. NCBI's taxonomy places the organism in Eukaryota, Viridiplantae, Streptophyta, Magnoliopsida, Poales, Poaceae.
AUGAAGGAGCAUGUUGCGCUCACCGGCCUCCGCGCCGUGCAGCCUCUGGCCGUGGCCGCCCUGCAGCACCGCGCCAGUGGCCGCCCGGUCUCCCAGUGCACGCUCGUCUCCCCGGACAGCGGCAGCUCACGCGGAGACGCCUCUCCCACGGCCUGCGCGUGCCUUUGCUCCGCGCUUCGUUCGGCGGUCACGCUGCGCCCGGCCGCGCGCCCUCCUGCCCGCGUCAAGGCUGCCCGGCCGUGCGCUGUGCCGCACCCCAGGACACGGCCUGCGCGCCGUCCGGCUGCCCCGGCAGCGCCUCGCGCCGGCCGCACCCGGCUGCCCGGCAUCCGCGCCGCGCCCGCCCGCCGUCGCCGCAUGGCCACGCCGGCCGUGCCCGUGGCGGCGCUCUGCCCAGCCGCCCGGCCGUCCCACGGCCUCCGCGCCGUCGACGCGCCCCGCGUCCUUCCGCCCGGCUGUGCGCCGCGCUGCGCCCGCGCCCGGCCGUCCGGCCUCCGCCAGGCUGUGCCCGUGGCCGGUGAGCCCGAGGGGCGGUGGCUGUUGCAGUAA